AUGGCGAUCACUUCCCAUGGCUCUCCUCGGCUCGGCCAGCGCCUGGCGGAGGGGGGCGCUCAAGAGCCCGGCGCGGUCGCCGGGAGGACCAGUGAGGGAGAAGCCGGAGGAGGAAGUGAUCCGGAGCCCGGUGGGCGCGAGCGGGAGAUGGUGCUGCCGGGGCCGCUGCUCGGGAGUGCACGCCGUGCGAUCCUCGGGUCGGCGCAGUCUGUGCUCUGGGGUUUGAAGUCAAUAAAAGGAAGCUGCCACAAUUUUUGUACUGCUGUUUUCAAAGAUGUCACUUACAAGGAACUUAAAAGUCUCUUGAAUUCCAGACAAAUUACGUUAAUUGAUGUUAGAGAGAGAUGGGAAAUUGUUGAGUAUGGGAAAAUUCCCGGGUCUGUCAAUAUACCAUUGGAUGAGGUAGGUGAAGCUCUACAGAUGAACCCAAAAGACUUCAAAGAGAAGUACAAUGAAGUAAAACCAUCCAAAUCUGACAGCCUAGUGUUUUCUUGUUUAGCCGGAGUGAGAAGCAAGAAGGCUGUGGACACAGCAGUAUCUCUGGGCUUUAACAGUGUUCAACAUUAUGCUGGAGGAUGGAAGGAAUGGGUGACUUAUGAAUUUUCAGAAAAGAAAAAAGGAAAUUGAAUUCUGGAAUACAAGCUGGCUCUUUCCUUUUGUACAUGCAGCACAGGAUAGUAGAAUGAACAAAAUAAUAAUCUAGUCCUGGCAUCACUGGUUAAUGGGAAGGGGAUUUUGUGUAAGUCAAUUCUGUGUUGAAUCUUUUUCUUAACUGUAAACUGUAAAUUGAGAAUGCCUUGCCUAUUUCCUUGAGGAUUGAAAUAAUGUAUGUAACUUGCCAUAGAAAUACAAGGGUUGGAUUCUAAAAA
Messenger RNA from Lynx canadensis (Canada lynx), 869 nucleotides. RefSeq names its product thiosulfate sulfurtransferase like domain containing 3 (gene TSTD3). The record is from RefSeq and is a predicted model, not a curated record. Bases 1 to 627 code for a protein of 208 amino acids. The transcript has 5 exons. Gene Ontology annotation, cellular component: mitochondrion. NCBI's taxonomy places the organism in Eukaryota, Metazoa, Chordata, Mammalia, Carnivora, Felidae. Gene Ontology annotation, molecular function: thiosulfate-cyanide sulfurtransferase activity.